Molecule: messenger RNA, 12273 nt
Organism: Lethenteron reissneri (Far Eastern brook lamprey)
Lineage: Eukaryota; Metazoa; Chordata; Hyperoartia; Petromyzontiformes; Petromyzontidae
Source: RefSeq, a predicted model, not a curated record
GAGCUCGUCCGCCAUGCGGUCUCCUUCUCAUCCUCCUCCUUCUUCCUCCUCGUCGUCGUCGUCCUCGUCUCGGGUCUCCCCCUCCUCCGUCCUCGCUGCUGCCGCGUGGGAACAGUCGGGUGCAAUGCUGCAGGGCAACACAACCAGACCCAUGAUGCCGGGAGAUCGGUGGGACCGCAAGAAGGGAGCACGCUGCACACGUUGAAAAGGUCUGCGAUGCGAAGAGCAUCGCAAUCUGGUGCGAGAACUACAUCGGUUUGGCUUUAUACAGCGUCGAGAUUCAAAUGUCGCAGAUGGCCUUUGUAACCAGGUGAGAGCUUAACGAGAUCAAAAUCUUUUGAUCAAAGGAGACCCGGGUUUAUGUACACGCACAGCAACACAGCCAAUUCGAAUGGGUAAAGCCAUGCAGAGGACAUCACUUUAAUCAACAAAUAUGAAUACACUUUUGCCGAUGACCAAAUCGGCCAGAUUUUGACCGAUCCCAUCAGAUCUCGGAGGGCUGUAUGUAUGUAUGUUGAACGUCUUUCGCACCGCAUGUAACCAACUGUGCGAAUCAAAGGUGCGGGGGAAUGGACAACAAACUAAACACAAAAAAGUCAAGCUGGUUUGAGUUUGGAUGGGCGGUCCAGGUUGUCUUAGCGGUCGCGGUUGCUAAGUGGGGUGGUCAGCAGAGGGACGGUUUAGGAAACUCCAUUGUUGUUAAGCUCUCACGGUGACGAGAUGUUCGCUACCUUGCCUGGUAUACGGGAGGUCGUGGGUUCGAUCCCGACCCUGACGGCCGUAUAUUCGGAGUUUGCACGCCUCUCUCCCCCUGGUCGCGUGGAUUUUUCUCCGCGUCCUCCGGUUUUCCCCUCCACAUUUAGAAUCGACAUCCGUUUCGAGGAGUAUUUGGCUGCUAUAAAUGUCCACGUGAUCAGCCACUUUGUUGGUCUAUCAUUUGUGGCCAGGUCACUUCUGAAAAAGAGCUACAUAGCUCACUGGGGCCUUGGUAAAAAAUAUAUAUUUAAAAAAUAUAUAUACUACCGCCCGCUAUUUACUCACGCAUAUGCUCCAGGCCUUCACUCACCGACUCUGACCGGCAUGGUGAAGUUUGGGUAAAAUAGACCCCCACAAGCCUCACGGCAUGGGCAAGACCCUUGUACAGCAGUGGAUUGACAAAAGCAGUGUCCCAAGUCAAUUUAAAGAUCACAGUUUGAGACAGUGAGCUUUUAAGCUCUCCAUUUUCUAAAAUGUUGGUGUUCGUAAUAGCAAUAGGAAUGGGAAUGCACAAGCAGGUAUUCGUACACACCACACACACGUACGGUGUGCACAAAACACCGCAAACUUGCAACCCAAAGGAAGCGAAUUGGCCGUCGUGAGGUUUUAUACACUCGUUUUUAAUUCUGUGGAACUCUUCGGCGAACCAAUGUGUAAGCGAGAUUUAGCACCGGACACAAGGAGCUUUGGAAAGAUUUGCCGGAGUGCGCGUGUCACGAUUUCACAAUUGUUUUUUGGAAUAUGCAGAGUGCCAAUUAAACGGAUUUGCUUUGAACAGUGCGGUGCAUGCAAAUUGGCGGCAGAUUUGUAUUCACGGGAGACUGAGAGCGGCUUUCGUUGGAAAUGAUGAAACGGAGAGUAGUGGGAGUGUUUUGUUGUGUGUGUGUGCGCGCGUGUGUAUCAAUGUUUGAUGUACACCACCACCAACCACAUGGCAAAAUUAACCGGGUCUGACGUAUCCGAAUGAUGACCUUCGAGGAGCAAAGAGGCCAGUUUAAUUGGCCACUGAUUAAAAAAAUAUACUGCCUGGUUAUGCUUGCCUUGUGUAAUAUACACUCCAUGUAAUUUCACACACACACGCGAGUAACAAUACACAUAGUCCCCUUUACACAUUCGUACAGCAGUGUGUGUGAGUGUGCUCGUGGUUUUUUGUGCUGUAGUUGAUUAACGUGUUGGGGUGGGGGGGGGCAGUUUCUCAGGGCGGGUCUGACAGAGCCCUCUCUGCAGUGGGGAGGGUGGUCUGCAGACGACCGAGUGCAUCUGAAGCCAGUCCGCGCGAUCGGCUCGUGAUGACAACACACACGCCCGCCCGAGUUGCCCCGUUUUGUGUUCUCCCAAUGGACUCUCCACCAGGGCGGUGAACCUCUGGUGCACCAGCUGAAUCUCUGGUGCACCAGCUGAACCUCCGCCGUCCUGUGAGCUGAUCCAACGCAGCGCGCUCUCAGUCCGAAAUCCCGCACUGCUCCGUUCUAGUGACCCGGUUCGCUCUUGCAAACGAGGCUGUCCCAUCGUCUCUUGAGUGUGGUAUCCGUGUUGAACUUCUUUCGCACCGUACGUAGCCAACCGUACUCAUCGGAGGUGCGGGGGAAGGACAGCAAACUAAAUAGCUUGUGGUGGGAAUGUUGCCUUUAUUUUUCAGCGUGACCACAUCGAAGCCAUUUCCACAUGACAGUUCAUAUGUCAUGGAUUCCUCUACUUAUGAACGAGUUAGGUUCCAGAGGUCUGUUCGUUCGUAAGUCGGUUUGUUCGUAAGUCCAACUUUACUCGUGUCGAUUCCAAACAUGUUGUACGGUGUGUGCACUAAACACGGUGAAUGGCUUUGGUUCUUCACGUGCAGAACUAGAUGCCACCACCGCCAUCUGUUGCGUGGCGGUUGCACUUAUGACUGUCGAUCCGAACAGGCAACUGUACAUACGGACAGGUUUGUUUGUAUCUCUAAAAGUUCGUAAGUCGAAUAGUCGUAAGUCGAUGAAUCCCUGUACUUGUGUAUGCAUGUUGAACUUCUUUGGCCCCGUACGGUGCGAAAGUUGUUCAGCGUGCAUACCUAUGUAAUAUGAACCUUUUUUCAUUGUGUUUUUUUCUUUCCACGCGCGAUCAGUUCAAGUUGUUAAUGUGGAAGUGUUACAAUUUAUGUUUUACGUGCGUUCGGCAAUCAAAGCUGUAUCGGAGGCGGCAGAAGGCAGCAGUCAGUGGCUCUGGAUGAAGAGGAAAGACCCCAGCUGGGCCCCAAAGUGAGAGGGCCAGGAGGUAUGCAGUCAACAAUGCUUGACUCAGGGAGGAGGACGCCCCUGCCAUGCAUAGUCCCAUGGGAUGUUGGCUACCAACAACAAGGCAACUCCUAUGACUAAUUGGGAAUGGGACGCAAGCGUAGGAUUGAUCACCCUGUCGCUGGCCGCCUUUGGGGAGGGUGUAUAGUAUGAAAGGCCGAAACACCCUAGGAACCAAAGGGUCACUACUGACGAUGCGCUCCCCAAAUUUCACCAGGCUCACUGUUCAUGAACUCUUGGAAGUGCUUGCACAAAGGAUAGUAACAUCUCAUCCUGUGUUCUUUGGAAUCCAAAAAAAUUUGAAAGGAAAUUUUAGUAAAUGUUAGACUUUUCACUGAAAGCAAUCUUGAGUGUGUACAUGGGCAUACAAUCAACAUGCCCGUGAGUUGCGUCAUUCACUGAUUGCAAUGCAACAUUAGAGCGCAUGAGAUUAAGUCAUGCCCGGGACCAAAUGUCCUGUGGUUUGUGUUUAGAGAUGUCCACACAGUGUUUUGACAUAUCAAUGAGGCAAAUCCCCCAUAUAGCAUUAACACACUCGGGGCGAGUGCUGUUCACGAGCACGAUGAAGGUCGACACGGCACACGAUGGGGAUGGGUGGCCAGAACCAUGCCCCAGUGGCGAUGUUUACACAUCACACUGGGUACUCAUUUAAGGCUGAAUCGACCUAGGGAAGGCCCAGGACUGGUUCAAAUAUUCGCCACUGUUAUUAGUCGUGAAUGCGGAUCGAACUUGGGCCACUGAGUUUUUAGUGUGCGCUAACCACGACACUGCCACUCCCUAUGCGUAUCAAUUACUAAUAUAAUAGCCCAGAAAUGUGUGUAAUGCGCGUGACGUCACUCCACAUGCCGCAACCCCCCCCCCCCGUCAUUAAUAAUAAAUAUUCAUGAGCGGGUGGAUUUUUACACUCACGCGGAAGGUCGAGUGGAAAGAUAUUUUUUGCAAAGUCGCUUCAAAUAUCACGUUUCUUUACAGAAAGUGACGGUUAAAAUUAAAUAUACGCAGCACAGUGCGACAUCCGUACGUGAUGCCACUGCAAAAGAGCCCCCCCCCCCCCUCAUUAAUAAUCAUGAGCGGGUGGAUUUUUACACUCCCGCAGAUCGAGCGGAAAUAAAAUAAAAUUACGCAAAUUCUCUUUAAAUUUGACGUUUAUUUAUUGAAAGUUAAUCAAAUAAAUAAUUCUAUGCAGCAACAAAGUGGAUUUGGUGUCUUGAUAUAUUUCUUCAGCACUUGAAACAAAAGGUAAGUCAAGUUUUUGCGUCUAAAUUAUGAUAAAAUAUUUACAUUUCUCCGUGAUUUUCCAGGCAUUGUAUCGAAUUCAAAUUGAUUACAACCCCAGCGAGCGAAAUCAGUUGAAAAUAAAGUAUCAGAACAGUGAUUUCGAACUAAUUGAAGAUGCAGGCUACAGACUUGCAAGGACUUCCUUCUUCAUCAUCAUCAACCAUGAUCAAUACCCUGCUGGAUGAAGGGCUUCACAACCCCUCCUCAUGGCUCAGCGGAGUACCAGUCUACCGGUCAAGUUGUCAAGACCGACGUGGGCACGUCACAAGCGCGGCAAUGUUGCAAGAGACGCGCACGGUGUCUCGAUUUCAAAACGAGCUCGCGUCACAUCCGGUCAGACGACAACUAGCCGUGCCAAAGGUCGCCGUUACAAUAUCAGCAAUACAAGCGAUCGCUUGAUAGAAAAAAUGAAUUGCUCGCUCAGGGAUUUGAGCACACGUCGGCUCAUUCAAACCUUGGCCACGUGAACAGACGGCCGUCAGUCUUGAAGAGGGCUUGGUGGUUUUUGCCGGUGGUUAAGAAGGUCAAGGUGCAACACCGCAGGGAUCCACGUCUCGUGGGUGAAUUUGAGCCACUCUUCCACGCUGGUUAGACGUCUUGAAAAGAGGUGGGAGUGCCUACCUUUUACCCCCACCAUACCCAACCUUCUGUUAGACCAGUUAAUUCUACUGAGUGGACAGGCUGGAGGAAUUUAAGAAAUUUGCACCGUUUCAACUGCCACGCUGGGAGUUCCAACCGCCGACCUCUGGGUUGUUAAUCAGCCACUAAGGCCGUCGGCUCGGAAGGAAGGAAGGCGGGUCACGGUGUCUCCACUUCCCGUGGUUUUACUGCUGCGGUGAGGCGACCGACCCUUGGCGGCAGUGGCGCGCCAGGAAGCCAUGGCGGAAUCCGACCUCAAGCUGGAGGCGUCCGACAGCGGCGACGACUGCGUGGAGGUCUUGGACGAGGUGCUAGGGUCCUCCUCGGAGGAAGAGGAAGAGGAGGACGAUGAUGACGUUUCGUUGGUCGUCGUGGAAGCGGCCGACAACGCGACAAGGGGGAAGCCCGCGGCGGAAGAGGGCGGCUCGCAAAUUCGCUGGACGCAGGAGCUCAGCGUGGACGAGGUGAAGGUGGAGGCGUUCACUCGCAGCUCCGGGCCAGUGCACUCGCUCAAGCCCGGCGCGGAGCCCCUGGAGUUCCUGAAGCUCUUUCUGGACGACGCGUUCAUGGAGCGCAUCGCCGCCGAGACGAACCGCUGCGCCGUGCAGAGCCACGCCGUCGGCUGGAAGCCGGCGACCCGCGCCACCGUGUCCACCUUCCUGGGCGUCCUGCUCGUCAUGGGCAUCAACGUCCUGCCCGAGCUCAACCAGUACUGGGCCACCGACGACUGCCUGGGAAACCAGUUCAUACAGCGCGCCAUGUCCCGCAACCGCUUCAAGAACCUCAUGCGGUACCUCCGCCUCACCGACGACGAGAAGAUGCCCAAGAAGGGCGAGGCGGGCUAUGACCCCCUGUACCGCGUGCGGCCCUUGAUCGACCACCUCCUCUCGGCGUUCCACCGGCACUUCGUGCCGUUCCGCGACAUCACCGUGGACGAGGCGACGUGCCGCUUCAAGGGCACCAUGGAGUUCUCGCCGUACGCCGAGGCGAAGCCCACCAAGUACGGCAUCAAGGUGUUCAUGUCGGCCUGCGCCACGUCGGGCUACGUGCACUCCUUCUUCGUGCACACGGGCGCCGACGAGUACAUCAUGCGGCACGGCAUGGGCCACCACACGAUGAUGCAGCUGACGCGCCGCCUGCGCGGCCACCGCCACCACGUCUACUUCGGCAGGUUCUUCACGAGCGCCCGCCUGCUGCGCGACCUGCUCCGCCGGGGGGUGUACGCGUGCGGCGCCGUGCGCGCGUACCACCGCGGCUUCCCGCUGGACCUGCGCGACGCGCGCCUCCGGAGGGGCGACGUGCACUUCCGCCAGAGCGGGCAGCUGGUGGCGUGCGCGUGGGGCGAGAAGAAGCGCAUCACCACGCUCUCCACCAACUGCCGGCCGAUCAUGGAGCCGGCGCAGAAGAGGCCCGGCUUUUGCUCCGACGGCGGGUGUCCCGAGCGGCCGCAGCCCGUCGGCAACUUCAACGCGUCCAAGGAUGGCGCCGACGCCGCCGUGCACCUGCGCACCUGCUACUCGCUGGGCCGCGAGGGCAAGAAGUGGUGGCGCCACCUCGUCUUCGUGCUCGUCAACACGGCCGUGGCGAACGCCUACACCGUACACCGGCUGAGCAACGUGCCGCCCCCAAAGCUGCCCGCGAGCCACCUGCAGUUCCGCUUGCUGCUCGCCAAGCAGCUGGUGGCCGGCUACGCCGAGGGGCGCGCGGCGAAGCGGCCGCGGCGCAAGCGCGACAUCGAGAAGGUGAUCUCGACCGAGCACCUGAGUAGGCACGUGUGCGUCAAGUUCACGGGGCGCAAGCGCGUGUGCGUGCUGUGCAGCCGCCGCGGAUGCCGCACGGCGAAGGGGCGCGGCGUGCAGAGCAGCUACGGCUGCGUCAUCUGCAACGUGCACCUGUGCCGCGUCGGCUGCUUUCUGCAGUACCACGAGAUGGCGCACCUGCCCACCGACUUCGUGGUGGACCCCGCCGUUCAGAUCGUCCACUGCCCCGCGCCGGAGGCGGCGAGGAAGCCGCGGAGAGGCGCCGCCGCCCGGGGCUCGGCCCGUAGCAGGGCCGCCAGGAAGCCGGGCGGGAAGGCCGCUUCCAAAUCCACGCGGGGGCCGGCCCCGCCGCCUCCUCCGCCUCCACCUCGGCGUCGCCCGCCUCCUCGUCGUCGUCCGCGGCGGAGUGGUGCGCGAGCCGUCGCGGUGGAGGAGAGCCCCGGGGACGAGUCGGAUUGCGUCGUGGUGGACGAGUAUUUGCCCAAGCGGGUGAAACUGGAGAGCGAACCGGAGGACGAGUUCGUGGAAGAAGUCGACCAGUGCACGCAGGUGUCCGAGAAGGAGGAUGAGGAGGAGCUCUCGGGAUCCGCUGGCGGAGGCGACGGCGGCGGAGCCUCGGUGGGCGCGGAUCGCGGCUUCCCCGGACGAACGCUCGCUCCCGCAGACGCCGACGACUCGGCCUGCCGCUCCGCGCGCGAGCCGGCGGAUGAGCCCCGUCGCGGCGCACGCGCGGAGCCCGUGAGGGAUUCGCCCGGGGGCGAUGCCGCCAGCGGCGGCCGUGCCGGGCGGCAGCGCCAGGAAGAGGGGGCGGAGGGCGGGCGACGCACGACGCCUGACGACGCUUCCGACUCCCGCAAGCUCCCCGACUUGGGGGCUGGCGCGGAGGGAAGAGGCGCGAGAAGCGAUUGUUGCGCUCCGGAGGGAUUUACCGAAGACCCAGCCCGGAGCGGUCGGGGCGACGCCGAGACACCGGCGGGCGACGCCGAGUUUCGAACGUCUGGCCGCGUUCGCACGACCGGGAGCGAGGCCCCGGCUGUUGACGGCAAGGAGGGAGAUCUGUCGGGGGAGGAAGCGCAGGUGCCGGCGACGACGGAGAGCGGCCAGGGUGACGCCAAGCACCUCGCUCGGGCGCGCGAGGCUGUUCCCGCUCGGGAUCGCAUUCAGGAUUUGAAGCAGGAGCCAGUGCAGGCGUACGCCCGAGAGGCAUCGGCCGGGAACCUUCACGGCGACGCGUGCGCAUCUGACGCGUCGAGUGGCUUACCACGAGGUCCGCCCGUCGACGCGCUGCGAGGAAUGCCGUGCUCCCUGUUCACUCGCGUCCAGGCCGCCCCGCAGGCGGUAGCCGCCGUGCCGGAGUCGGGCCGGGCUGCCGGCGUCGACGCGGACGCUCGCGAAGUCCCGAGCCGGCAGUUCGGUGCGACCACGGAGGAGCCGCGCCCCCCAGCGUCCGCGGCGCUCGCGCAGAGCGCUGGGCGACAGUGCCCGCCGAUCCCGCCGUACGAGUUCCCACCUCGAGCCUCGCCUCUCCGCGCGGGGUGCGACGCUGAGAGAGCGGCGCGCAGGCGCCACGUCGAGCCGCCGCAGGGCCGAGAGCCCCAUCGCGGGUUUCCCCGUCUCUGCCCUCCCUUGCCGCCGCCGCCAGCGCUGCCAAGCCAGCACCCGCACCAACUUCUGGGCCCCAUUGAGAGUCUGGCCGGGCAGCCGGUGGGCUCUGGGCACCUUGCCCGGCACACGGCCAGCCCGCAGCAGCAGCACGGCUACCCGGCGUUGGGGCUGUACCCCUUCCAGGAGCUGUACCGCCCUCACCUCCCGCUGCUGCAUCAGCUGCUGCCACCGCAGCUGCAGCAGAAACAGCAGCAGCAGCGGUGGCACGGAGGCGGCGGCGGUGGCGGCGAGCCGGCCCCGCCGCCGUACGGGCUGCAGGACGGGCCGUACGGACUUCACGAGGGGCCGUACGGGCUGCAGCCCGGGCCGUACGGGGCCCGCGCGCCCACUCAGCACGGCGAGCAGUGACGGGGGGGGGGGGCGCAUUCCCCCGGUGCGCUCUCGCUCGUGGCGUUCCCGUGCCGUCAUCCCGGGAACCUGGGCCCCUCCGACCCGCGGGGCCCCGAUGCGGUCACCGCGCGCGCUCGACAGCCACUCCGGCACAGAUUUUGUCGAUGGCGGAAUUUGCCAGCACCACCGGGGCUAGGAUUUGACGUCGGAGUUUGAAUGGACCGCGGUGAAAGUCGUGCAGCGCUUGUCGUUUGUUGCUGCACAGCCCCUUGGCGCGGUCGCACGCCCUCGUUCGUAUCGGAACCGGAAUAAACAUUCACGCGCCGUCUGUGACGUGAUUGUAGCUCACCAGUCAGAAUCUUUAUACCGGAGGAAUGCCAUGAGCAAUAAGCCUCUUUUUCACAGGUGUCCAGUAGGGGGCGGGUCAGAAAGUUACUACAACAAACACUCCUAAAGUAAGAUAGGAGUUCAAAGAAUAGGAAAGGUAAGCUGAUCACUAAAAAUAUAACUUUUAUUUCAUCGGGUAAAGCCCACUGAGCUAUUAGCUUCUUUUAUAGAAGCGACCUGUCCACGAAGUGGCUUUAUCACGUGGACAUUUAUUGCAGCCAGACGGAGCCGUGACUACGGGUGGCGGUCUCUCAAGCGCCCCCAAGUCACGUGGCACGGAGUGAAGGCAAGGGCACGGCACGUGACGCGGGUUUCUGAUCAGCAAAUGCAGCAGUUACUGCUGCUGCUGCUGAAGACGACGAUUUCAGUGUGUGCAGGGAAUCCAACACAUGUUAACUCCCUCGCCUGGUAUACAGGAGGUCGUAGUUCCGAUCCCGACCCUGACGCCUGCUGUAUCUUUGGAGUUUGCGUGUUUCUCUCCCCGUGGUCGUGUGUAUUUUUCUCCGGGUCCUCCGGUUUUUCCCCUCCACAGUUAGAAACAUGAGUUUAGAGUAUUGGCUGCUGUAAAUGUCCACGCGAUAAACCACUUCGUUGAGCUAUCAUUUGUGAUAGCCAGGUCGCUGCUGAAAAAAAGAGCUGUGUAGCUCAGUGGGGCCUUACCUGCUCAAAUAGAAAAUAGUUUAGUUUCUCGUUUAGCUGGUCGGGCACACAUUAGUGUCGCAAACACUGCAUUGCAGACUGCAGGACUGCACAUUCCUUAUUGCGAAUCUGUGCGGGCACGUGGUCACAGCCGAACAUGCGUGCGUCUACUGGAAAGGGACGUGCGGGCUUGGCGUUCUCUGCUCGAUGCCGCAAGUCGCUCGCAGUCGGCCGCGUCCAAUGGACGCCCUAAUAUGUGCACUUGAAACAUUUGUCUGAUGCAUUGUGCAAAGACACUUGUGUUUGUGGUGGGUUUUUUUGGCGGGGGUCUUCGAGUCCAACUGCCGGUAACGUGUUUACAGUCUGUUGUCAGAUGUCCAGUGUGUGACGUGGUGAGCGGAAAUGUUUACUUCGUAUUUAACCUAUUUAUUGCUUUGUAAGUCUGUGUGUUUGUUCAUGUUGAGGCCAACGUGCACAUAGCCUGGCACAAGCGCUGUCGUGAUGUCACCGCCACUUAAUGGCGGAUGGCGGUUGUUAUUGUUGUUGUGUACAUGUGCAAUGCCUAAACGGUUAACUUCUUGACGUAAAACAUUUCACGACGAUCAAAUUAUUGCUGGCGUUGCACAGGAUCGUCCAUGGGCAGUUUGGCGAUAAUUUUCCACGUCAAGUCCCCUGCGAAUGAUCAACACCGAAAACAUUUGGCCAAACGCCUUCACGGGGAGAUUUAGAAACGCGCCCUUACGUGGAGAUGGGCUUUUAAUUAAGAAAUUGCACUUUAAAGAAAUGUUCACCGCCUGAUGAGAGAAACGGCCUCCUGGCGCACGCACACGGGGUACAAACGUCGAGAUCUUGGGUUCAAAUCCCAGUUGCGAGCCGCUGCGCCAUGUGAUCAAACCGAUGUCUCGAGUGUCGUGAGUUUCGAGGUCGUUGGACCGAUCGACCAAUGACUGCACCCACAAAAAAAAAUCUGAUCGAAUCAAAUUUGUGCACUUAACCUGGCUCAAUUCUAGCAGAGUAAGUAUCUGCUCGACUGCCACUCGACAAACACUGCUCUCAUACGUGUAGCGGGUGUGAAAGUGCUGCCCCCACCUCCCGCCUCCUACUCUGUGGACCAGAGGUGACAAAGGAAUCUCGGAAGUAGCUCUGUGACAUCUACUUCCGUGGGCCGUGGUAUCACGCCUCUGCGAGAGAUACAAACGAAUGCUGUUUUUUUUACAACGCAACAUUUGUUUGCUCUAAACGUGUGUGGAUACCCAGCUGUGCGCAGGGUGCACUCAGUUAUUGAUAUUGAUUUGCGUGUCUAUAGUUAAAGUGACUGUAUUUAAAGUGUUUGAUGGUUGUACAAAGGCAUCUUGCCCGCAAUGUGUAGCGCUGGCUCGAGCCGUCUUCUACUUAUUAUAUUCUCGUACGCGACCGUCGAAUACAUUUAUUUCCGAAAUUUCUUACAGUAUUUUAAUUUCUCAGCAACAACAACAACAAACGUUGGCGCCAGGGGUGGGCCCCUUCGUCGAAACGUUUAAAUUGUCGCCCAAGUUACAAGUGCCUUGCGCUGCAGCGUAUACUGUUAGGUGCGUAGCCAAUGCAGUGGCUGAGUGAAGUAGAACAAAAAAAUGUAGGAUUUUUUUCCGCGUGAAAUUCUUUGCGGCUCGUGCGGUAGGAUCCUCGCGCGGAAGUGACUUGAAAAGCGCGGCCGCUGGAAGAGCCCCCACCUGCCUGCGUCAUUGCAUCACAGAAGAACGCCGGUGGUGUCCGUAUUUGUGAAUCGCCGCUGCGCUGUGCGGUUUAUACGAACGGUUGUGCAUCUACACAUUUGUGCGUUUAAACUGUGGCGGCAACGACAGGAAGCGGUGCCGGACCACUGCAAUCGUCCUCGUCGUCGCCCCCCAACUGGCACACGGAUGCUCAUCUGCAGGCUGCUGCUGUGUACUCCUUGUGCCGCACAGGGACAGCCGCCAUUGCGCGGUGGAAGGUGGGGGGGGAACGGCUGAGCUGCAAGGGACAUUGAAGUUGCCGUGGCGUGCGAGCGACUUUUUAAGUGCUAAUUCUUAUCGUCGGCCAUGCUCAAGCCACUUGUGGGUGGAGGCCUGCCCAGGCCGUCGCCCUCCCUUCGAUCUUCCACGAUGUAACGAUCCACCCGGCCGUUUUCACCGCUCCAUCUCCGUGACAGACGGUCCCUCUUCGGCUGCCGCUCCGCGGUUCGUUGUCGACCGCCGGCCACCACCGUCCCCAUCUCGCGACGACGACGAGGACGUCGUCCUGCCCGGGCCGGCUCGCUUUUCUAAACUCGUCGAAAUGGUGUCGUCCCGUAGCUCCGCUGUACGACGUCGCAGCGGAGUUCCAGUGCUGUGUUUUGGCAGGAAAUCUGCAAGUGGUGUUGAGGAUGAUUGUUUUUUUUGGAAGGGGGCCUCGUGUGUGUGUGUCCUCCCCCCUCCCCGUAUUUUGUGCCGUGCAACCUUCGAUUUACGGCGACGUACACGGGCAGCGGCCGUGUUCGUCGUGUGCUGAAGUGUGCCGCGUUUUGUUGUUUUCAAUAAAGGUGCACUUGAGGUUUA